This is a messenger RNA of Rhipicephalus sanguineus (brown dog tick), 783 nucleotides long. RefSeq names its product T-box-containing protein TBX6L. Lineage: Eukaryota; Metazoa; Arthropoda; Arachnida; Ixodida; Ixodidae. Gene Ontology annotation, biological process: cell fate specification; regulation of transcription by RNA polymerase II; positive regulation of DNA-templated transcription. The transcript has 5 exons. Gene Ontology annotation, cellular component: nucleus. The record is from RefSeq and is a predicted model, not a curated record. The coding region runs from base 1 to 783 and encodes 260 amino acids. Gene Ontology annotation, molecular function: RNA polymerase II cis-regulatory region sequence-specific DNA binding; DNA-binding transcription factor activity, RNA polymerase II-specific.
AUGAAGGCGAACGAGCAGGCCCUCUCCUCAAUGCUCCCAGUACUUCCGUCGACGACGGCGUUGGCCAGCAGCUUCCAGCCGUGGAUCUCGGAGCCCCUGAAGCCCGUCAUACACCAGGCGCAGUUCCCGUGCCCGGAGCUAGCCGAUGUCCACGUGACCCUGGAGAACAGCGAACUCUGGACCAGGUUCUACGCCAUCGGCAACGAGAUGAUCAUCACAAGGCCCGGGAGACGCAUGUUCCCGGUGAUGCGAGUCAAAGUGAGCGGCAUGGUGGCGAGUUCGUACUACAUGAUGCUGAUGGACCUGGUUCCGACGGACAACUACCGCUACCGCUUUCUUAGCAACUGCUGGCUGCCCGUCGAAACGGCCACGGACUCGUCGCCGGGCGAAACGGCGGCGGCGGCAAAGUGUAUCUGCACGAGAACGGGCCCUGCCUCGGCUGCAAGUGGAUGCUGGCGCCCGUGGACUUCAGCGCCGUCAAGCUUACCAACCAGAAGAGCAACACCGCGCAGAAGGAGAUUUUUAUGGCAGAGCAAACUCUCCUUCGAAGAAAGGUGUCAGUGCCCAAUGAUGCUGCAGUCAAUGCGCAAGUACGUUCCACGCAUCCACGUGUUCGCCGGAAGUGACGUCCAGAAGCUCGACUUCCGAAGCUUCAAGACGUUCGUGUUUCCGGAGACCGGGUUCAUCUCGGUCACCUCCUACCAGAACGAUCAGAUAAUUACGCUGAAAAUACAGAACAAUCCAUAUGCCAGGUCAUUCUGCAGCAACACAGAAAGGAGGUAA